AUGAAAUUGUCCAGUAUUAUACUAUCCGCUGCUACUAUUGUUGGUAUUGCAAGCGCACAAACUAGUGGUUCAAACAAUACAGGUGGUGCUGCCGGUUCAAAUACAAGUAAUGCAGCUGCUCCACGUGUAGGCGGUGUUGCUAGUAAUGCUGUCUAUGCAGGUUCCGUAGGUGUUGUCAUUGCUGCUGCUGCCGCCGUAUUAUUCUGA
This is a messenger RNA of Naumovozyma dairenensis CBS 421, 207 nucleotides long. RefSeq lists its product as uncharacterized. The record is from RefSeq and is a predicted model, not a curated record. The transcript has a single exon. Bases 1 to 207 code for a protein of 68 amino acids. NCBI's taxonomy places the organism in Eukaryota, Fungi, Ascomycota, Saccharomycetes, Saccharomycetales, Saccharomycetaceae.